Molecule: messenger RNA, 2545 nt
Organism: Gadus morhua (Atlantic cod)
Lineage: Eukaryota; Metazoa; Chordata; Actinopteri; Gadiformes; Gadidae
Gene: afap1l1a
Product: actin filament associated protein 1-like 1a
Cellular component (GO): cytosol
Molecular function (GO): SH3 domain binding
Source: RefSeq, a predicted model, not a curated record
GAGAAACAGCAGACAGAGCAAAGCUCACCUCCCCAACACAAAGGCACGGUGGGACGGGGCAGCUCUCGGGGUCUGUUGGCUGGACUACCUCUGCUGUGAGGUGUAUGCGUGACCCAGCGGGCUCCUCUCUCUCUCUCUCUCUCCAACGCUAGACUAUGGUCGGACUAUCAUCCACUACUCCAGAGGCGAUGGAGGUGCUGGUGAGCGAGCUGUCCGCCCUGCUGAAGCUGCUGGACCAGGAGACGCUCAGCGCCUCCACCCAGGAGAAGAAGAGCUCCGUCCGCAAGCUGCUGCAGCAGAUCAGCCCGGCAGUGACGGGAACAGACUACAUAUACAUGAACAUGCCGGUGUAUGGGAACGGCACCAGCUUUGUAGAGUCCCUCUUCGAGACGUUUGACUGUGACCUGGCGGAUCUCAGAGAAGCAACAGAGGACACCAAGCAAGACCAGCAGUCGCUAAUCAACGAGACAGACGCUCCACAACAGAGCGCCGCGAGCCCCACAACUCCUCGCCCGACGGCAGCUCCUCGCUCGGCUCCUCCUCUCUCGGCUCCCCCUCUUCUUUUGGCUCCUCCCUCGGCUCCUCCCCUUCCGACCACGCCUCCUCCAGAGGAUUACUACGAAGUGGCGCUGCCCCUCAGUCCCGGAGCCACGCCAGAGUACAUCGUCACCCGAGGCAGCUGCAGCCCUCCUAACUCCAUAGAGGACGGCUACGAGGACGCCGACAGCAACUACCCCCCGUCCUGUGUGACCCCGGGCCGCAAGAACUCCUACAACGACUCGGACCCGCUCAGCAGCUCCUAUGAGUCCUACGAGGAGGAGGAGGAGGACCGGGGGCCCGGGGCCCCGCCCCUCACGCACCAGUGGCCCUCAGACGAGAGCUCCAUGCCCCCCGCCCGGGACUGCCGCAUCUGCGCCUUCCUGCUGCGCAAGAAGCGCUUCGGCCAGUGGGCCAAACAGCUUACCGUCAUACGGGAGGACAGGCUGCAGUGCUACAAGAGCUCCAAGGACGUGGUCCCCUACGUGGACCUGCUGCUGCCCAUGUGCACCGUGGUCUACGCCCCCAAGGACAGCAAGCGCAAGAGGCACGAGCUGCGUUUCACCCUGCCCAACGGGGAAGGCCUGGUCCUGGCCGCGCAGAGCAAGGAGCAGGCCCACCGCUGGCUCCGGGUGAUGAGGUGAGCGGGCCUGGGGUCGAGUGCAGAGGAGCCCUCGUCUCCCAUCAUCAAGAAGAAGGCAGAGCUCGACAAGAGGUUGUCUGCUGAGAAGAACACCUCUGAUUCCGACAGUGUUGGGUUCUCUACAGUGGACAGUCGAGACAAUGGUAAAGUAAAGCGUGGGCCGUUCGCUGCGGGCAGGAAGAUCACACGCAUCAUCAGCUUCUCAAAGAAAAAGCCCCCGCGACCAGGGGACCCCCAAACUUCUUUCACCAACCCUCGACAAGGCACCCUGCUGGUCCUGGUGAACCAGGCGUGGAGGGAGCAGUGGUGCUGCGUGUGCAGAGGCGCCCUGCACUUCUACCAGGACCGAGGGGACCCCCGGACCAGCCUGGCCCCCGUCCUGCUGCACGGCUGCGACGUGCUCCCGGGGCUGGGGCCCAAGCACCCCUUCGCCUUCCGCAUCCUGCGCUCCAGCACGGAGCUGGCGGCUCUGGAGGUGCGGGGCAGCAGCGAGGAGCUGGGCCGGUGGCUCGGGGUCCUCCUGGCUGAGACGGGCUCGUCGGUGGAACCCGAGUCCCUGUACUACGACUACGUGGACCUGGACACCAUCGCCAACAUCCGCGACGCCGUGCGCCACUCCUUCCUGUGGGCCACUUCCUCCAGCAGCACUUCCACAGACUCCCGGACCUACGACGAGGUGCCCCUCGAGACGACGCAGCCGGAGUCCUCCGCCCGGCCGACGUCCUGUCACCCGGCCAAGCGGUGCUCCAGCCUCCCUGGCAGCGACCCAGGGCGGAGCAAGCCACCCGUCUCCCUGAAGCGCACUGGCUCAAAUUCCAACCAGUACGGAAGGUAUGGUAAAACCAGGGCCGAGGAGGACGCCAAACGCUACCUCAGGGAGAAGGAGGAGUUGGAGGCGGAGAAGGAGGGGAUCCGCACUGCGCUGGUCGUCCUCCGUCAGGAGAGGAGGGACGUGAAGGAGGAGCUCAAGAUGGCCACCGAGAAGCAGAGGCCCUCUCUCUCGGAGCUCCUGUCCCAGCUGGAGGAGGCCUGCCGGGCGAAGGAGGCGGACCGGGUGGACCUGGAGCUGAGGCUGACCCAGGUGAAGGACAACCUGAAGAAGAGCCAGGCGGGCGGGGCGCUCGGAGCCCCCGUGGAGGGGAAACUUCCAGCCAAGGCGGGCAACAGUAAAAUCCAGAAUAUCUACAGUGAGGCUUUGCCCGUCAACUGUGCCACAGAGAUGCGCAAAAGACCCCCGUCUGUCUACGCCUCCACUAAAGGAACUGUCAUGCAGAAGGCCAAGGAAUGGGAAUCCAAGAAAGCAACCUAAGGCGGAGUCAAGUGGAACGUAAACGCUAUCAAGGUUCAUGUUCCUGCCUGAAGAUU